AUGAUCAUUUUUUAUUUUAAUAAAUAUCAAAAGAUUAGAUUAUGCUUUAGACAAUAUUUCAGUAGUACCAGUGAAAGAUCAACCGAUAAAAUAGUAAAAGUCGGUAGUAAAAAGAAUUUAGAGUUGUUUCAACCAAAGAUUUCCAUAGUUGGUAUUGGUGGAGGUGGUGGAAAUGCUAUUAAUCAUAUGAUUCGCAAUCAGCUGUGUACAAAUGUAGAGUCUGUCGAUUUCCUGGUGUGUAAUACCGAUCACCAAGAUCUGUUAAAGUCACUCAGCAAGAAUCGUGUUCAACUCGGUCCCAAGUUGACUCGUGGAUUCGGUGCUGGCAAUCGUCCCGAUAUAGGUCGUCGCGCCACUGAAGAAUCAAUCUCCGAGGUGAUCGACAAUCUCAAACAUUCCGAUCUCAUCUUUUUGGCCGCUGGAAUGGGUGGAGGAACUGGAAGUGGAGGUACACCAGUCAUAGCAAAACAACUAAAAAGUUUAAACAAAGAUAUAUUAAUUGUUGCUUUUGUUACAAGGCCAUUUAGAUUUGAAGGUAAAAUUAAAGAUAGAUAUGCAUAUGAAAGUCUGGAGGAAUUGACGGGUGGUGACGACAUAUCACUCAAAGAGAUCGGCAGAGCAAUGUCCUACCUUCAAGAGAAAGUACAUCCCGAUGCAAUCAUGAAAGUAGGUCACUACUAUGAUAAUUCAUUAAAUGGUAAAAUUAGAAUAUCUGUCCUUUUUGUACAAUAA
Molecule: messenger RNA, 732 nt
Organism: Heterostelium album PN500
Lineage: Eukaryota; Evosea; Eumycetozoa; Acytosteliales; Acytosteliaceae
Gene: fszB
Product: mitochondrial cell division protein
Exons: 4
Coding region: 1-732 (243 amino acids)
Biological process (GO): microtubule-based process; cell division; organelle fission
Cellular component (GO): microtubule; cytoplasm; cell division site
Molecular function (GO): GTP binding; GTPase activity
Source: RefSeq, a predicted model, not a curated record